Messenger RNA from Mangifera indica (mango), 2717 nucleotides. RefSeq names its product protein NARROW LEAF 1. Lineage: Eukaryota; Viridiplantae; Streptophyta; Magnoliopsida; Sapindales; Anacardiaceae. The coding region runs from base 357 to 2417 and encodes 686 amino acids. The transcript has 7 exons. The record is from RefSeq and is a predicted model, not a curated record.
ACUAACUUUACCACAUCGUCGCUGCUUUUGUUGAUUGAACUAUCGAUUUCGAAGUUUUAGCUUUCGUGGUUGCGUCCGCCAAAAUCAAAACCCAAAUAGUUCUUCUUUUUUUUUUGUCUCAGAAAAUAAUGUAACUCACCCAAUCUCUGCAAUUUCCCAGCUUCAUCUUCCUCAAAUUAAGUUCCUAAACGACGUGUUUCACCUCUAAAUUGAGCCCACGUCUCCUCUUCAUCUUUUUCACCACCUUUUCAACAUCUCAUCAUUUUGGAUUUUGUUAAUAGAGAUGCAACUCUGACUUUUCGAGCAUUCCUCUCGAUACAUUUUUGGUGGAUAAACCUUAUUAAUAAGCUUGCUAAAUGGAGCAGACCAGAGUUAAUACAAGGGCUCGAUAUUCUGGUUCUACACCCUCAGAAGAAUCAGCUUUGGAUUUUGAAGGAAAUUGUUGUAGUCAUCCUAAUCUGCGUUCAUUAGGCUCACCAACGCUUCAACCGUUUGCUUCAGCUGGACAGCAUUCUGAGAGCAGUGCUGCUUACUUCUCAUGGCCUAGCAGAACUGAUGCCACUGAAGAGAGGGAAAAUUAUUUUGCCAAUCUACAAAAAGGGGUGUUGCCUGAAAAUCUAAAUAGAUUACCAAAAGGACAGCAAGCAAAUAUGUUGCUGGAUGUUGAAGAAUCAGCUUUGGAUUUUGAAGGAAAUUGUUGUAGUCAUCCUAAUCUGCGUUCAUUAGGCUCACCAACACUUCAACCGUUUGCUUCAGCUGGACAGCAUUCUGAGAACAGUGCUGCUUACUUCUCAUGGCCUAGCCGAACUGAUGCCACUGAAGAGAGGGGAAAUUAUUUUGCCAAUCUACAAAAAGGGGUGUUGCCUGAAAAUCUAAAUAGAUUACCAAAAGGACAGCAAGCAAAUACGUUGCUGGAGCUGAUGACUAUACGGGCCUUUCAUAGCAAAAUCUUGCGAUGUUACAGUCUAGGCACUGCAAUAGGGUUUCGUAUUAAACGCGGUGUGUUGACUGACAUACCUGCUAUUCUUGUUUUUGUCUCCAGGAAAGUUCACAAGCAAUGGCUCAGCCCCAUUCAGUGUCUACCCACUGCCUUAGAGGGACCCGGAGGUGUAUGGUGUGAUGUGGAUGUGGUAGAAUUUUCAUAUUUUGGUGCACCCGAGCCAACUCCCACAGAACAGUUGUACACUGAACUUGUGGAUGAUUUGCGUGGCGGUGAUCCCUGUAUUGGUUCAGGCUCUCAGGUAGCAAACCAGGAAACAUAUGGAACUCUAGGUGCCAUUGUCAAAAGCCAAACGGGCACUAGACAAGUUGGUUUUCUAACAAAUCGUCAUGUUGCAGUUGACUUAGAUUACCCAAAUCAGAAGAUGUUUCAUCCUUUGCCUCCAACACUUGGCCCAGGGGUAUAUCUUGGUGCAGUGGAGAGAGCAACUUCAUUCAUCACAGACGACCUUUGGUAUGGCAUUUUUGCGGGAAUGAAUCCAGAGACAUUUGUGAGAGCAGAUGGAGCAUUCAUCCCCUUUGCUGAUGAUUUUGACAUGUCUACUGUCACUACAUCUGUGAAAGGUGUGGGAGAGAUUGGUGAUGUCAAAAUUAUAGACUUGCAGUGUCCUAUAAGAGGCCUUAUAGGCAAGCAAGUAAUUAAAGUUGGAAGAAGUUCUGGCCUAACAACUGGAACUGUGUUGGCAUACGCCCUCGAGUACAAUGAUGAGAAAGGCAUAUGCUUCUUGACUGAUUUCCUUGUUGUGGGUGAAAACCAGCAGACUUUUGAUCUUGAGGGAGAUAGUGGAAGCCUUGUUCUAAUGAAGGGCGAGUGUGGUGAAAAACCACGGCCUAUAGGGAUCAUCUGGGGUGGCACUGCUAACCGUGGUCGACUUAAGUUAAAAGUUGGCCAACCUCCAGAAAAUUGGACUAGUGGUGUUGAUCUUGGGCGCCUUCUCAAUCUCCUUGAACUUGAUAUCAUCACUUCUGAUGAAGGGCUUAAAGUGGCAGUGCAGGAACAAAGAGCUGCAUCAGCAACAGCAAAUGGCUCUACUGUAGGGGAUUCCUCACCACCUGAUGGAAUGGCUCUGAAGGACAAAGCUGAAGACAAAUUUGAGCCGUUGGGCCUUCAGAUUCAGCAUAUUCCUUUGGAAGUCGAACACCAAAGCCCAGAAACGAAUCCAACACUAAUGGAAACUGACUUUCAGUUGGAAGAUGGCAUCAAGGCCGGUCCCCAUGUUGAGCAUCAGUUUAUUCCAAGCUUCACCGGCUGGUCACCUUUACAUCAAAGUAGUCCGUCAGAUAAGGUAGUUUCAGAGAAUCUUGCUUCCUUGAGGAAUGGAAGUGAUGAAGAUAUUUGUUUUUCAUUGCAAUUGGGUGACAAUGAAGUCAAGAGACGGCGUUCAGACGGAUCAACCAGUAAGGAAGAAUCUAAGUAAUCAGAUUCACAGUGUAAAUCAGGGAAGAUUCCCAUUUUGCAAUUGGAACGUUUUUUGUUGACAGCAGGCUAACCUAUGAUGGUAUGUUAUGCUUCACUCCUGAGAACUUCUUGAAGUUCAAAUUUCAGCUCAAACAAUGGAGCUCUUACUAAAGAAGUUUGGAUGCCAAGUUACCAACUAAAUUUACUCAGUUAACCUAAUGUGUUGUGCUUUAAAAUUUUCAUUGUGCCUUUUAAAGACUAUUAGGCUACCCCAUUUUGCAAAAAAGGGCAGCAGAAGUUGCAGCUUUUUUGUGUUUUA